UGAAAUUGAAAAGUAAAUAUAAAUUAAAACAUGUCAUCGUUAUUAAUUUUUCAAAAUGCACAUUUAAUAAUGAUGGAAUUAGCUAUUGAUAAAAUUCUUAUUUCAAGUGAUUCACAUUUAAAUUCAGAUACGAUAAAAAAGACCAUUGUAAAGUUUCAAAUAUUAGACAACAAUGGGAUAAUGUUGAAUUCUCAAUGCAAAGAUUACACCUUGUAUAAUGGUUCAAAUAUUGAAGAGAAAAACUUUUAUGAAGGAAAAUCAGUUUUAUUCGCUAUUUCAGAAAGUGACUUUAAACAUAAAAUUUCAAAUACAGCUAUUGAAAUCCACCUGUUUAGAGAACUUUUUGACAAUACUACAAUGAAACCAUGUUACAGUAUAGGUUCUGUAAGAAUUCCCAUGAAUUCUCUUUUCAAUCAAAUAAUUCAAGAAGUAAUGGAACAAAAGCCACUAAACCAACAUUGUGAUUAUUUUGAUAAAAAAAAUGUUAUUUCAAGAUCAUUGAAGGAAACGUUUACAGUCAAUCAUACAAAUAUGAAUGAUUCUGCAUCAGCACUAGUAAGCAUCUAUAUAAGACUCAACUAUUUCGGUAAAUCGAUUGUGACAGAAAUCGAGAGGCUUUCUGAUGGCAAGUAUCGUGUUAGUGAGGAAACAUGUAAGGGUCAGUCUUAUCAAUGCCAUGAGGUGAGCUGUGGAGAAUCGGAAACCGGCUUUUGGGGUGUGGAAAACGAUCAACUAUCAGUAAAUUCAGGAAAUCUGAUACGUAUUCAUGAUACCAACAUUCGAUCAGAUGAUAAAGGUAUCACACAAGUUGUUGAUACCCAGGAAGAAGGUAUCAAAGAUUAUUCUAUUGAAAAUGAAGGAAAUGGAAAAAAAGAACUCUUGAGUGACAAUGAUAUGAAUCAAACUAGAGUGCAAAAAGGGAAAAAUUCUAUAAACAAAAAGAAAAAAAUCAAGAAAGGCAGAGUGCGAAAAAGCAAAUACAAACAAAUGUGA
Molecule: messenger RNA, 993 nt
Organism: Chelonus insularis
Lineage: Eukaryota; Metazoa; Arthropoda; Insecta; Hymenoptera; Braconidae
Exons: 3
Coding region: 31-993 (320 amino acids)
Source: RefSeq, a predicted model, not a curated record